AUGGCGACUAGAAGUGAGAAUGACGUAAACGGCCCGGACUGGCGUGAUACACGGUCACGUGAUAUUUCCCUUUGCGAAACGGACGAGAAACACGUAUUACGCUCGUCGCUAGAGAAAUUUAGCGUUGCGGCCUUACAACAAACCUUUGGGGUGAGAACCAGUCAUUUUUCUUUACCAUCCGUUUUUUGCUUAACUGCAAAGUUAAAAAUGGGUCAGUUGUGUGCCAAGUGUGCCCAGUUGCUUUGUGAUAUUUUUCUCUCAGUGAAAACACUAUCCUCGAGUCUGGUGCAUGACUUGAGGGAGCAUUUGGCUCAGAUCCAAAUCUGCCCCUGUCUAAAAGACAAAACAUUUGAGGCAAAGCCGUUAUACAAGACCGUCCUUCAACCCCAGGAAGAGGAGGUAGCCCAGGAAUUUCUGCAGCACAUCGUUAAAGGUUUUCAAACUUCACCACUCGGCAAGGAUUCCCUAGAGGCUCUGAGGACCUUGGCAUUUUCGGAGAACCCUGGCUUGCAAAAGUCUGCAGCGCUCUAUUAUUUAAACAUAAGUCAACACUUGAACAUCCAGCUGCCCCCAGAGCAUUUGGAAGCAUACUAUGCUUUGCUGAAUUCUAAUGAUGUGGAAGUUCUGCAGAUUUCAUCUUUGUCCCUUGUCAAUUUCUUACUGGAAGGAAAUGUGAUUAAAGAGCACAUCAUACAAACGGAUUUACUUGAGCCAAUUUUGGAGCUGCUUGAAUCUGAUGACACCACUGUACAGUGCAAUGCCUGCGCCUGCAUAAUGACACUGGCGGUCUCAGGUGUCAACCAGGAAGCAAUUGGAGCAGCAGGAGGAGUUGUACCUUUACUUGUCCUUUGUAAAUCUCAUGAUCCAAGGGUCCAACAAAAUGCAGUUGGAGCUAUUUUCAACCUCACCCAAUCAGAAUGGAUUCAAAAGAUUUUGUUUCGUCAAGGUGCACUCUUGGUUCUUGCCCUUUUGUUAGAGUCUCUUGACACAGAAAUACAGUACUACAGCUGUGCGGCUCUAAGCAACAUGGCCACAAACGCUCAGCACCAUGAAGCCAUGCUUCAGAUCGGUGACAGGUUUCUUCUACGGACACUCCUUUCUCUCCUGAACUCAUCUGUGGACAAGGUUUGCAACCAGGCUUGCAUUUGUCUCAGGAAUUUAGCCACAAGUGAGUGUGUUCAGACCAGCAUCAUUGCGGUGCAUGGCCUGCCCCACCUCCUUCCUCUGCUGGCAUCUGACCAUACGGAGAUUCAGCAGAACUCCAUCAUUCUCCUCCGGAUGUUAUCGCAGCACCCAGCCAACCAGCCAAAUAUAUUGAUCUGUGAUGAGGUGCUGCAGACUUUGGGAAAGGUGCUGCUUACCUGGAAAACAGGUCCAGUGAUCAUCGGGCAUGCUGCCUGCUUCAUCAAAAAUCUAACCCAUUCCCAAAACAUCCAGAGACUCACAGAAAGUCCAUGCAUCAGAGGACUUCUUCAAGCUGUCCACAGAGGCAACUUGUUAGGAGAGGAAUCUCUUCUUUGUGUGAUAUCUUGUCUCACCGAACUGGUAAAACACGAAGGAGCUGCAGUGCACGUGCUGGAACUGAUGGAUGAACCACUGAUAGGCAGCCUAGUAAGGCUGGCCGGCCAGGUGGAACAAACAGAACCUUCUUUCCAGGCUGCCUUCAUGAUCAAACACAUCUCACAACACAAAGAGGCGGUGUCUCUGUUGAAAUUCCACAUGAACAAGGUGGAGCAAUACCUCAUGAAGUAUCUCAUCCAUCAGGAUAAUCGCUUUCAGCAGCUGGGCUUAGCUACUCUCUGCAUAUUACAGAAAGAUGCAGAGCUUUUCUCAUCAUUCAGCCAGAGCCAACUGAAGCAACACCUUGAUCAAGUCCUUCAUCAAACUGAAGAAAUACAAGAGCUUCUCAAUAUUGUGAUCCGGCAGAUGGACACAUAAGCCACUGUUACCCUGUUCUCCUAUCUUGCUGUAGAUGAUCCAGAGCUCUGUGUGGCCGGCUUAUGAAUAAUCUCCCUAGAGAGUUCUACGGGACUGUUAGCAUGGACUAGCAUUUUAAUAUAAUUAAGGAAAUAAAUAAUGAAUAGGCAGCUGAUUCAAGAUGUCAGUGUCUUUAUAAUCCUGCUAUGGCCUCAUCUACAGUCUGAAUAUACCUAACAGGGAUCUUAUUUCCAUAGUUUGGGUGGAAAUUAAAGACACAGAAAUGCUUUAUUAUUCAACUCUUAAUGAUUUACAGCAGGAUCUGGAGAGUUGGACGUGAUAUUCCAUCAUUGGUGCUUGAUGCAUGAUUGAUUCACACAUGCAUCUCUAUUUUGAAUGAUCCUUCCUGUGUGAACUGGUCCUAAUGAUAGCAUCACUGCAUAUGCACAGACGGCAGCUUUGUCCUGCCCUUGCUCAAUCAUCUAUGAGUUGCAAACCAAUUCACUCAAGCCUGUAUCUAGGUUUGUAUCCAGUUGAUCAUCCCACUGAUGAAACCGCUUCAGUUAAUGAAAUAGGAGCACCUCACCACCAGCACUCUCAACAUCUGCUCCAAAGGGUUGGGGGCACUCUGAAGUAGGUGGGAGGAAAGGUUCUCUUGCACAAGUCAGAUUUUUCCCAUGGAGUUCAUUUUACCAGCCAAGUAUCUUUAUGCAACUUGGGUGUUUUAACACACUAAUGUGGCCUGCCACAAUGUUGACAAGUUGACAGCAUUCUUCUGAUGUUCAAGAACUGAAUGUUGACAUAUUUUUCCCACUGUCUGAUAGCAAAUAAUGUGUGGCCU
Varanus komodoensis (Komodo dragon) is the source of this 2758-nucleotide messenger RNA. Its product is annotated as vacuolar protein 8-like. The record is from RefSeq and is a predicted model, not a curated record. The transcript has 16 exons. Bases 1 to 1938 code for a protein of 645 amino acids. NCBI's taxonomy places the organism in Eukaryota, Metazoa, Chordata, Lepidosauria, Squamata, Varanidae. Gene Ontology annotation, biological process: nucleus-vacuole junction assembly. Gene Ontology annotation, molecular function: protein binding; protein-membrane adaptor activity.